This is a messenger RNA of Actinia tenebrosa (Australian red waratah sea anemone), 738 nucleotides long. RefSeq lists its product as uncharacterized. NCBI's taxonomy places the organism in Eukaryota, Metazoa, Cnidaria, Anthozoa, Actiniaria, Actiniidae. The record is from RefSeq and is a predicted model, not a curated record. Gene Ontology annotation, molecular function: metal ion binding.
UUUUGGAGGCAUCCUCUGCAAAUGGGUCAGGAAACUCGUCCUCCUCGCCACCUUAUUCUUCACAGCCUGCACUGCCACCUUCUUCCACCUCCGCAGUGGUUUCUGCUACGCAGGACGCUACAGGUACGUCUAUUUUACCUGUACCUUCAUUCGCCAGCACUUUUACGCUAGCAUCGCAGUCAUUGGCUGACACGAGCGCUWCGCUAGCUUUCUCAGCAUCUGUGCCGAGCUCCGUCUCGUCGGUUUGGGYGCCGUCAUUGCCAUCUGUUUCGGCGGUCUUGCAUCAGCCUUUUCUCGUUGGCCCAGGUUGCUCUCCCGUUCCCRCAAAGCUGGUUACCCAGAUCGUCAGUGGCAAGUUCGUCGACAUGAGCGAUCUCAUUUCUCCUAACCUGGUGGAGACGGAAAACGAGCCCCAACUCUUCUUUAAUGGUCGCAUCGUUUUGACCUCUACGCCCAAGCGCCAGCGGCGAAAGGUAGAGGACAUAAUGACGUGGAUCGAGGCGUUCAGCAUUUACUCGCUCGUGCUGACUUCUUAUUUUCCCAAUCGCUGGAAAGAUCUUUUGCUCUACAAGCUGCUUAUUCUGCGAACCUAUYGCCAGUUUAGCGGCCGGGCUUGGCUGGCUUACGAUAAGGCUUUUCGUGAGCACGCAGCAGCAAGCAAACUCACAGACUGGUCGCACAUCAAUAGCCACCUCUACAGUUUCCACACCGCGGGAUCUGUCCCACGCGCUCUCAGUG